AUGACAGAACCCAUUAUCCCCAUAAUGUCCGCCAACUCCGUCCCCAUAUCCGGCCUCGCCGAGCUCGAGAAGCACCUCGACGACCUCGUCGCCUCGCCAGAAACACCCCUCGAGCCAAAACUCCUCGAUGAUGUAGAGCUUCAACUCAACGAAACAAAUAUCCCCCCCCUCCUCCCACGCCUCCUUCCCCUUCUCACGACAAUCCUCAAAACCACCCCCCACGACCCGAAACAAAUCGUCUCCCUCACAAUAAAACUCCUCUCCCCCGUUCCCUUCACCCAGACCCUCCAGCUAGCCGACGAAUCCUCUCUCAUAACAGCCCUCCGCUCCCCCUCCCCGCACGCAAACCUCCUCGCCCUCGCCAUCCUAGCCAAGGCAUCCGCCUCCCCCUCCGACGCCGCAAUCCUCUCCCUCAUGCCCCGCGUCGUCGAAGAGCUCCUCCGCCGCUGGCUGUCCGCCCCGCAAGUCGAGGUCGGUGAGCGCGCCUCCCGCGUCCUGGGCGACCUCCUUGACAUAGAUUGCGAGCUCCCCCCGCCGAGCAGCCUACCCACCCUGACCGCCACCGAGAUCGUCAGGCGCCGAGCGCCGGGCCAAGGCCGCAUGUGGCAACGGAUCUUCCACGAUAAAGAACUCUUCGGCCUCGUCCUCUCCCUCGCAAAGGGCCAGGACCCGUCCCCUACCGCCGACGGCGAAAGCGUCACCCUCUCAGAGCGCCAGCUCUCCCUCGCACAAGGCCGCAUCCUCCGCCUCCUCCCGCGCCUCGCAUCCCUCAACAUUAUCGAGGUCGGCAUCUCGCAGUUCCCAGAGCUGACGGGCUCCCCCGAGGUCGGCCUCCUUCAGCUCGCCGCGCUGCACAUGGUGGACAAGACCGACACCCUCAUGCACCUCAACCUGAUCGACUUCUUCGAGACGCUGCUCAGCGUCAUGCGCGUGGUGGAGCACUCGCACCGGACAAUGGGCAUCUUGAAGGAUCUGGUGAAGCAGGCGACUAGGGACGAUAAUUUGUUGAAGAAUGCUCUUGGUAGUCUGCCGAAUCGGACCGUGCCCGAGGAAUCCGAGUCACUAAGGACAUUCAUCAGAGACGUAUUGGCUUGA
This is a messenger RNA of Colletotrichum orchidophilum, 1095 nucleotides long. RefSeq lists its product as uncharacterized. NCBI's taxonomy places the organism in Eukaryota, Fungi, Ascomycota, Sordariomycetes, Glomerellales, Glomerellaceae. The record is from RefSeq and is a predicted model, not a curated record. The transcript is spliced from 2 exons. Bases 1 to 1095 code for a protein of 364 amino acids.